This is a messenger RNA of Effrenium voratum, 3405 nucleotides long. NCBI's taxonomy places the organism in Eukaryota, Dinophyceae, Suessiales, Symbiodiniaceae. The record is from the annotation of a GenBank genome assembly.
GCGCUCUUGGUGCAAGCGCCAGAGCUGCAGAGGCGCGAGUGGCGAGUGGCGAGCCCUUUCACCUCAGUGAGUGCCUUUGUGUGCGGUCUCUUUGAGGUUUGUGACUUUGAGGGGCCAUGUGAGCUGUUGUGCCUUGAUCGCCCUUGCGGGCAGCCGUUUGGUGCAGAGACUUCACCGCAACACCGCAAACUGCCAUGUCGGACUUUGAUCGUGUGACGGGUUUGAGAACCGGUGGCAGUGAUCAUGAUCAUGAGUCAGACAGUGAAAGCUCGGAGGUCGUUCUCAAACACAAGAAAGACUAUGUGGCUGCCCUUCAGGGGGCCGGCGUGGCAGCCAGCAUGAAUUGGAAACUGGCCUCGUUGCAGGAGGCUUGGAAUCAGCACAAGAGAGGUGGGGGCCACUCAGAGGCCACAGCAGUUGAGGAGCCGGCCGCAGAGGCCACAGUUGAGGAGCCGGCCGCAGAGGCCGCAGUUGAGGAGCCGGCCGCAGAGGCCACAGUUGAGGAGCCGGCCGCAGAGGCCGCAAUUGAGGAGCCGGCCGCAGAGGCCGCAGUUGAGGAGCCGGCCGCAGAGGCCGCAGUUGAGGAGCCGGCCGCAGAGGCCGCAGUUGAGGAGCCGGCCGCAGAGGCCGCAGUUGAGGAGCCGGCCGCAGUCAAGGAGCCAAGGCCCAUGGAAGCUGUUGAUGCCGUGAAAGUUGGACAGAGCCCGGACCCUCCAUGUAGGCAAGUGCCCUCUGAGGAGUUGCAACUGGCUGCGAUCGCUCAGCAGCUCGUGCAAUUGCCGCGGAGUGAGAGGAUCUCUCGGCUGGAGGUGUUGGUCUCUUCAUGGAAGUCCCAAGAUGAUUCUUUCUGCCUCCCGAAGGCGGUCGAAGUCAAUGUCCGUGAGGAGCCUGCCAAGAAGACCAAGGCCGUCGCCGAGCCUGCCAGGGAGAAGCCGCUACCUCCAGGCCAUGCGAUCGCUUGGCUGGGCUUCGUUUUGUCGGAGCCAUUCAACAGGGAGGCGGUGGAGCACUUUGGGCGAGCUCUGGCGGCGCUUCUGGUGCGGGACACAGAGGCCGCUGGUGUGGUUAAAGUGGCGUACCGGGAGUGCCACACCGUUGCUGACCUCUUUGAUGUGGAGACGCUUGGCAGAGCCUACGGUGGCUAUGUUGCCAAGCACUACGAGGAGCUGGCAAAGCGGCUCAAGAAGAUCGACCCUGUGAAGGGGCAGGACGAUGUGGAUGCCAUCAGCGCGCAGAUGGGCAUUUACAUGCAGCUGCCCCCCGUCUUUGGCAAUCUUCAGAAGUUGGGCAUGAGCUCCUUCGCUGAGGUUUGCCGCAGUGGCAUGCCCCUCGUGGACAUCGACCAGCAGUGCAGUGCCGGGCGGAUCUUGUUGGGGCGACACCCGAGCGCCGCCAGGCUUGGGCACUUUGUGCGCAAUAGGGACUCCUACCUGGACAUGCUGCCAGUGGAGCGGGAGGACGCCAAGGAGUUCUUCACGGGCCUGUUGUUUGGGGGCGGCAGCGGGUGCUGCCGGGAGUUUGAGGAUCAGCACGGCGUCCGGCUGCCUCAGUGCGUCCAGGACCUCAUUGCGGAGCUGCGGGCUUUGAGGGACAUCGAUGAGAAGAAGUACGAGAACCAGAUGAGGAUGCUGGCCACCGAGUACCCUGGCAAAACUCUGCAGGCCUUCCUCCACCAGAUCGAAGAGCGUCGGAUCUCCAGCGCCUUUUGCGCUGCAGUGGAGGCCCAGGGGCUGGGCCGGCCCGUUAGUUGGGAACAUGACGGAGUUGUGUUUGCUCCCUUGAGAGACCUCCUGCCAGAGGAGGUGGACCUCUGGAGACAGCGCGUGCUUUGCGCCGCACAGGCCGCGGUGCCGGACAGCCCGCUCGGUAUCAAGGCUUACCAAAGCAUGGAGGAGCUGCUGCGCCACUUCAAGACCAUCCACCCGGAGACGGUGGACAAUGACUGGGUAGAGCAGGAGCAGGUUCGGUUCCAGCUCAGUGCCUACCUGUCGGCCGGCGUGGAGUCCGUGGACUAUCUCGCGGCCCAGUUGCUGCCCGGGCACGUGCUGAACAACGGUGUGCUUGUGUUGGACACAUACAAGUGCGUCCCAACAUCUACCAGGCACACCGAAACCGCCAUGUUUGACGAGGGCAAGGGCCGCUGGACUUUGGCGAAAUCGGCGCACGCCGAGACGACGCUGGCUGAUGUGGUGAAGCAGGUCUACAUCGACUCGACGCCGGAGGUGGCGAAUACCGCGAUGGAAAAGGGGCUCUACGAUCCCUACUUCUUCGCAGAGCUGGACGGCAAUAAGUACCGUGACUUCUUGUUGUUUCUGGAUGGCUGGGUGCUGCACGUACCAACCAUGCAGGCCACCAGAGGCCGCAGGGACUUGCGGAUGAGCCGCUCACUGGGGAUCUCCUACCCCGGUGACUUGAUGCACAAGCUGGACGUUUUGAACGUCGCCGCCCUCCUGGAGGAGGUGGCCUGCUUUGAGGACGGCCUGCCGGAGAAAGACUACACCAGCGAGGACAUGUUCCCCCAGACCUUGGCAGACCGCCUGUGGAACCUCUCCCAGCACCCGGAGUUUGCAGCCCUCCGGUUCCUCUUCAGCUCGCACGAGUCAUGGCCCAGGGUCCUUUUCCUGCUGAAGUUUGCCGCCUUCCAGCUGUGUUCCACGAAAAGCUUGGAGGAUGGGAUGCUUUGGGUCGGCGCUGGGAAGAACGGCAAGAACGCCUGGAUGUCCAUGCUGCUCAAACUCUUUGGUGAUUGUGGCCACACACCGCCCAAGGAGGUGCUCACAAAGCCGCCGCAACCGCCGGAUGAGGCGGCGCCUGUGCGCUUCGGCCUCAGGGGAAGGCGGUUGCUGUGGUUCAACGAGCUGGAGGAGAAGCACCCCAUUCAGAGCACGAUUUUCAAGGACUUCCGCGACCACGCAACGACCUUGACGGCUCGCACACUGUACGGGGACAACGUUGACUUCAACGUCACUUGGGGCAUGGUGCUUGCCACCAACAGUAGGGUGUCCUGGACCGCCGAGGAUGGCGGCGUUGGGAAAGUCGUGGAUUUGCGGUGGAAGGCGACGGCUGUCGUGGAUAGCGUCGCCCCGGGGCUGCUUUACCUGCUGCUCCAGGUCUACAAAGUCUUUCUGCCCCGGCUCACAGACACCCAGAUCCACCCGCGACCGCAUUGUGUGGUCCUUGAGACCGGCGAUUCGUCGGAGACGUUCUAUGCGAGCAAGGCCGUGGCUAACUUUGUGGAGACCACGGGAACGCUGCCCAAGAGCGGCCCUGACUGCCUUGGAUGGCAGGCUGCUUUGGAGGCCUUCACGGCCAGUGCUCGGGGCAUCAACCGGGUAGGCGCGAGGGAUAUCUUCAAGGCAGAGUUCGAGGCACACAAGUACUGCGGGAAGUUGCUGGCAAAGCACC